AUGCCCAAGAAACAGGCGACCUCAUCCGAUGUUCUGAAUACUGUCAAAUCCGUUGAACAAAUUCUCAAGGACUACGUUCAAAAUGUCCUCAACAUAAAACCCGAUUUCUCUCACGCACAAGUCCAGUCGGCUCUUGGUUUACACCCUCUAGUAAAAGACCAUUUCGGCGGAAUUUUGAACAAGGUGCUCGAGAUUUUGGCCGAACUGGGUGCCAACGGCGGCUCCGACGAGUUCAAAAAGGCCAUCAAGAAGGAUAUUAAGCAGUGCGAGAAAGAUGCUAAGGAGGAAAAGCAUGACCCAGAACGAAAGCAGAACCUUCUGAACAUGGCCAAGGAAGCGAAAGAGGGAUUUAAUUCCGUUAAGAGUUGCCUGGAUACCCUGGAGAAGCUUUACGGAAAGUUACUUAUUGGAUCAAUCUUCAGAGAGACUGGAAAGCAGGUCAAACUCGACGAGGAUCUCGCAAACUACAAAGACUUGAAGGUCAAAGUCGAGUGA
Messenger RNA from Lasiosphaeria miniovina, 495 nucleotides. RefSeq lists its product as uncharacterized. Lineage: Eukaryota; Fungi; Ascomycota; Sordariomycetes; Sordariales; Lasiosphaeriaceae. The transcript is spliced from 2 exons. The record is from RefSeq and is a predicted model, not a curated record. Bases 1 to 495 code for a protein of 164 amino acids.